Messenger RNA from Hirsutella rhossiliensis, 1455 nucleotides. RefSeq names its product PIF1 protein. Lineage: Eukaryota; Fungi; Ascomycota; Sordariomycetes; Hypocreales; Ophiocordycipitaceae. The coding region runs from base 1 to 1455 and encodes 484 amino acids. The transcript is spliced from 6 exons. The record is from RefSeq and is a predicted model, not a curated record.
AUGGCUGCCAAAGAGACGUGUCCAGAGGUGUCGGUGUUUUGGGUCUAUGCGAGCAUCGCCGAGCGCUUCCGCCAGUCCUUCAACACGAUUGCGCAGGAUUGCAAGAUUCCAGGGUAUGACAACCCAAAGACAGAUGUGUUACUGCUGGUGAAGAGAUGGCUAGAAAAGAAGGACUGUGGGCGGUGGCUCUUGGUCAUUGACAAUACCGACGACAUGGAGCUCUUUUUCAAUCCGCGGGGGAAUAAGACGAGAACGUUCCUGCUCAAGGCGGCGAACCGAGUCUUUACGGAGCGGCCGCUGUCGCAAGUCGAGGUGAUCGCGCACCUCCUAGGGUACCCGGCGGAGUUUAGCAGCGGCUCGGCGUGGGCGUACGUGAACGCGAACCAGCUCUACUGGGCCGUCUUCCGCCGGUGGCGGCACCUCCGACGGGCGAGCGGCGCGGAGGCGACGGGCGACGCGCCGGACGAGACGGUCGUCGUCGAGGAGGCCGGCCCGAGGAUCCCUCUCGUCGAGGCCUACUGGCAUAGGGGCGAGCUCCUACGGGGCCUCUGCCUUUAUGACUACGCAUCGCUCGUAAGGCUAAAGCGAAACGGCAGCGGCUCCAACUCGCCUAGGGCGGCGGUACAGCACCUGGCCCUAUUCGUGCCGUGGGAGUCCUUCCUCGGCGAGGAGGCAGGCGACAUCAACGACAUCUGGGCGCGGGCGCGGGGGUCGCUGGCGCCGAGGGUCGCGCGGCUCGCAGACAAUGUGCAGCUCCUCCGGCGGUCGGCGGAGGACGCGAAGCGCGACGCCAAGCAGUGGGCCGCCACGGCCGAGGAGGGCGGUAUGACGGCGCCGCAGGCCGGCGAUGAAGGCAGGGGGGGGGCCAAGGGGGGCGGGGAGGCGUACCGCGCCGGCGGGGCGGGCGACGCGGCGCGGCUCAUCGACGUCGUCCGGAACGCCGCCGGCGCGGGACAAGUCACGGCGCAGUCAACAGAGCUGCUAGCGAUGACGCAGCAGCUCUGCCGGUUCCAGCAGUCGGCGCUCGGGUCGGCGGCCGAGCUCGCGGCGACGGUAGUGGCGGAGGAGAGGGCAGGCAGGCGGGUGAACCUACCGGGCUCGGAGCUCUCGGGGGCGGCGCUGCCACGGCAAGAAGAGGUGCGGGCCAUUAAGUCGCAGGAGCUAGCGGGGCAGCUCACGCUCAACGAGAAGCAGGCCAUCGCCCUCCUAAUCGUGUGUCGGCAGCUCGACCGAAUCCGGCGGGGCGACGAAGCAGGCGGCGACGGCGGCGCUCAGCUCUGCCUGUUCAUCGGCGGCGAGGGCGGCACCGGCAUGUCGCGCGUCAUUGAGGCGCUCGUCGAGCUGCUCGCCCGGAGGGACCUAUCGAGCCGGCUGCUGGUUACGGCGACGUCGGGGACGGCGGCAGCACGGAUCAACAGCAUCACACUACACUCGGCCUGUGGCCUUACGAAAUAA